AUGGCGGCGAACGGUACACCGGUCACGCAGUUCGCUCUGCUUAGGCUAAUAGAACGGGCGGUCCUCCUAGCCCUGGCAAGGCAACGAGGAUAACCAGGCCACAAAAACGCUACGACACGUUCAACACCGCUGCCCCAGUCCUCCGCCCGUCGAUCAUGCGCCUCUCAGGUAUCGGGGGCUGCCUCUGCCGACGAGGGGCGAUCUAAUCACGGAGUACCAGGAUACCAAAGAAACGGAAAACGGACGCGCCACGGUGACUGUCUGCGAUUCGGAACCCUCAACUGCCGUACGCUUGCAAACGAUACAGCGAUCGAACAACUACUAACGGCAAACCGAAAAGCAAACAUCGACAUAUUGGCGCUCCAGGAAACGAAAUCUCGGAAGACCAGCUGCGACAAGACGAAGAACGGAGAGCUUCUCAUCCUUGGAGAGAAAGUAAACGGAAAGAACAUCGGAGGGAUCGGCUUCCUCAUCAACGAGUCUGUCCAGUCAGCUGUCGACUCCUUCGAAAUCGUCAACGCCCGGCUCGGCAUUCUUCGCCUCGACUUUGGAAAUAAAGGAAAGAUAGCUCUAAUAAACGUAUACGCCCCGACUGCCACCGCAAACGAAGAAAAUCUCGACGACUUCUACAGGAUGCUCGAAGACACGAUCAGAAGAGAGAAAGCCUACUACAUUUACGUGCUGGGUGAUUUCAACGCAAUCGUGGGCAAGAGCGACCUUGCCACAGCUCGCCACGGAAAGUACGGCCUCGGAUCGCGAAACGAAAACGGCGAGAGACUGAUCGACCUUCUCGACGCAAGGAAACUCUACCAUGGCAACUCACUUUUUGAGAAACCUGAUCAACGACGUUGGACCUGGAAAUCCGCGAACGGCGCAACCACCAACGAGAUCGACCAUAUCCUCACGAAUCGGAAAUGGACUCUUCUUGACGUUGCCGUACUACCGAGCUUCGACAUCGGAUCAGACCAUCGACUAGUCCGCGCAAAAAAAUCCGCAUCAACAGCAAGGUCAGGAAACGUGAUCUCCACCAACCACCACGUCCAAGAAGACCGGUCUACGACGCAGCCACAUUGGAGAAGAACAUCUCGGAGUACAAAUGGUCACACAACGAUGACCCGACGAUUGACUACAAGAACCUCUGCGACGGCCUUAUAAGAUGCGCCGAACCCGCUGCCCGAUCGACCUCAUCACUUCCUCCUCGAAUCGACCAGAAAGCGAAGGAAAUGCUAAGGAAACGAGGAGAGAUCAAACGCGACCCGGCUUCCACGCACCUUGAACGUCUAACCAUCGACAAAGCGUGCAGAAUCGCGGUCGAAACAUCGCUCGCAAAUCGACGCAAAAACGCCCUUCUCCUGACAGCCGAAAAACACCAAAGCAUCCGGAAAAAGAAGUUCGAACUAAUAGACCUAACGACGGUGAUGACGGCUCUAAAAGACAAAUGGUCACUUGAAAACUUCGCGCAAAGAAAUGGAAGACCUCACAGUUGACUACUACACAAGGCUCUUCCAAAGCAGCGUAGCAGUACCAAGAUCAGCGGCUCCACCAGCAGAGGAAGAACCUCCGAUCAUCGAAGAAGAAGUUGCUCACGCUAUCCGAAGGUUGAAGAAUGGAACGGCGGCCGGCCCCGAUAACAUCUCGACAGAAAUCCUCAAAUCCGGAGGCGACGCCCUGAACCGCCUGCUCGCCAAACGCUUCUCCACCUAUCUGAAAAACAACGAGAUCCCGGAGCAAUGGAAGGUCUCAAAAAAACCAUCUUGAUCCCCAAAAAAGGCGACCUAACCGACCUGAACAACUUCCGACCAAUAUCACUAUUAUCGGUCGUCUACAAGUUGUUUACCAAGAUCAUCGUCAACCGCCUAGAGAAGAAGCUCGACGACUUCCAACCACCGUCACAAGCCGGGUUCCGGCGGAACUUCUGCUGCCUAGACCACAUCCACACCUUGACUCAGGUUGUGGAGCGUCAUCGAGAAUACCACCUCCCCCUGGCAUUGGCUUUUUGUAGACUACCGGAAAGCCUUUGACAGCGUCGAGAUCAACGCCAUCCUGAACUCGCUCGUCGCCGCAGGAAUCCCCACGAAGUAUAUCGACCUCAUCGAAAAAGUGCAACGAGGGAACGUCGACUACAAUCCAACUGUUCAAUAAAAAAACUCACGAUCCCCAUCGGGAAAAGGCGUUCGACAAGCGAGACACAAUCUCUCCGAAGCUCUUCUCCACAGCCCUAGAAGAUGCAAUGCGUCAACUCGGCUGGGACACCAACCGAGACUGGGAAGAUGGAAACGUUAUCAAAGGCAUCAACAUCGACGGCAAGAUCUUAACAAAUCUUCGCUUCGCCGACGACAUUGUCCUCUUCGCCAACAACACCUCCGACCUGUCAUCCAUGCUCAACGAUCUAGACGCCGUCGGAAAGAAGAUCGGACUCAGAUGAACGAGAAGAAAAACGCAGUGGAUGAGGAACCGCUUCUGCGACCAAGGCAACGUCACCCUCGAAGGACGAGACCUGCUUGAAGUCAACUCCUACGUAUAUCUCGGCCGAGAAGUCAACAUGACGAACGAUUUAAAAACCAGAGAUAGCAAGACGCCGACGAGCUGGAUGGGCCGCGUUUAACUCCAUAAAAAGAAGUUACCAACCAGCUGAAAGACCCAAAACUGCGAGCGCAUAUCUUCGAAGCAUCCGUCAUCCCCGCCAUCUCCUACGCGACUGAAGUUUGGCCUGACACGAAGAACACCACGACCGCCCUACGAACAUCUUACCGCGCAUUGGAACGUGCACUCCUCGGUACCACUCGCUUCGAACAGUGGAAAAAAGAACAGACGAGCACAGACCUCCGUCAGCGGUCCCAAAUCCAGGACCUCGAAGAGCACAUUCAACGCGGGAAGCAUCGCUGGGGAGGCCACGUCAUUCGCAGACAAGAUGACCGCUGGUCGACGAGAACGACCCACUGGAUCCCGAGAAACAUCAAGCGCCCACUCGGGCGCCCACCGACCAGAUGGACGGACUACUUUCGCAAGAACAUCAGUCAACCAGGCCGCCACUGGAUGACCGUUGCGCAAGACCGGGCCGCCUGGAGAACGUGUGGUCCACGCUGA
This is a messenger RNA of Caenorhabditis auriculariae, 3087 nucleotides long. Lineage: Eukaryota; Metazoa; Nematoda; Chromadorea; Rhabditida; Rhabditidae. The record is from the annotation of a GenBank genome assembly.